Messenger RNA from Aspergillus pseudoviridinutans, 1728 nucleotides. RefSeq names its product WD domain protein. Gene Ontology annotation, biological process: SCF-dependent proteasomal ubiquitin-dependent protein catabolic process. The transcript is spliced from 2 exons. Gene Ontology annotation, molecular function: protein binding. Gene Ontology annotation, cellular component: SCF ubiquitin ligase complex. The coding region runs from base 1 to 1728 and encodes 575 amino acids. The record is from RefSeq and is a predicted model, not a curated record. NCBI's taxonomy places the organism in Eukaryota, Fungi, Ascomycota, Eurotiomycetes, Eurotiales, Aspergillaceae.
AUGUCCAAGAGACAUCUUGACAGUUCCAAUACGGAUCACCGGCAGCCCAAGCGACCCCGCAUAACUCAGGUAGAUAGUCACGAUCGCCUCUCUCUAUUGAGCGACGAACUACUGCUCCAGAUCUUAUCCUUUCUACCCAUACCAUCGUUACUAAUAUGUCAAAGAGUAUCUCGUCGUUUCCAUGCACUUGCUGGGGAUUCGGAGCUUUGGAAAAGGCAAUAUUACUCGCGAUGGGUUCGACCUCGAGCACGCCGAGUGGCGAAUAUUCGACAUACUACCCUUUCCGCGUCAAGGGCAACGUACUCGCCACAUGUUUCAACAUGGCUGGGCCAUGCUCAUUUAGCUGAGGAGGGCAAGGUGACGAAUUGGAAAAGACAGUAUCGCCUUAGACAUAAUUGGUCUAAGGGAAUCUGUCAAGUAACUGAAGUCGAACUUCCACAACCCGCGCACUCCCCAAUGCUGGUCAAGUUUUGCGCGGGCUUUGUCUUCACAGCAGACUCCGAGCAUGGGCUGAGGUGUUGGCGGGCUAGCAACCAAAUAUCAUGCUCCGCUAGACUUCCUCUUGUGGAGUCCGAAUCAGAAACCUCAGCAUUCCCUACAGCACUAGCGGUGAGCCGCUGCUUACCGCAGAAUAUUAUCAGAGUAACAGUGGGAUUUGCAGACGGCCGCUUCGGCGUCUACGACAUGGAUACUCAGUCGUUAUGUCUGAAUUUACGCUCUUUCCAUUCCGCUUUUGCCGAUGGAGCAAUCACCGCGAUGGCCACAUCGAAUUCUUACCUAUUAAUGGUCUCAGAGCACAAGGUUUUAUCACUGUACGAGAUGUUUCUAGCGGAACCUGAGCCCCCAACUAGAUCCAACGCCGCGAAUACAAGCAAACAAUCCUCAGGGGAUGGUGUGAAAAUACUCGCAUCUCUCAAGGCAGACAGUAUAUUAUUCCCGAUGUCCUUGUCAGUCCGAUUGGCGCAUUCGGAAAUUAUUGCAUCUAUUGUUUACAGCUUUUUUCAUAUUGGCUGUGGCUGGUCAUUGGGGAUUCAAGAACUGCAUUUUGGCAAGAAUGGCGAGCAGAUCGGUUCUCGACUCGCAACUACCGUUAACGCUCAGUAUGGAGUAAUGCCACGGCAUCCUCUCACUCUUUUGAGGAGGGGAUGUUCUUCGUCUUUUGAAUCGGGACCAUCAAGAGGCGAGUCUCACGUGGAACUGACAGAGCCGUCCAUAUUACACCAAGAACCGCCAACCUCCAUUUCGUAUUCCCACCCGUAUCUCUUGACGUCGCAUGCGGACAAUACAUUGACAGUGUAUCUUGUCGUUUCCACUGGUGCUAAACUUUUCGUCAAGGGAGGUCAGAGGCUCUGGGGUCAUACAUCAUCAGUAUCUGCAGUGCAAGUGAGCGACCGUGGGAAGGCGAUUUCCGUGAGCUCUCGUGGCGACGAAAUUAGAGUGUGGGAACUUGAGAGUCUGAUUCCGUCACUUGGGUCUUCAAAGGCAGCAAGGGAGGAGAACAGCAUCCAGAUCAAUCCUGAGAACAAGCCAUGCAAGAUUCAUGAGGGCGGGCCCCUCCUAGCAGGGUUUCUUGCCUGCCGGCUUUGCGGGCCACAGUUGGCCUCUGGGCAGAUGUCUCGUGAAUACACUCGGAUGGGAGAUUGUGUCGGGUUUGAUGAUGAGCGUCUGCUUCUUUUCAGUCGAGGGGAAACUGGGACACACUUGAUAGAAAUGUAUGAUUUCACAUGA